AUGAUUAAGAAAGAGGAUGUCGAUGGAAUAGUUAACAGUGAAGCAGUGUUUGCUGUGGCAGUCUUUCAGCUUUAUAAGGCACUUCAUGACUUCUUGGCUGCAUCACAUGAUGAGUACAGUGGUGAAGUUAAAAAGUUCCAUGAAAAACUGAAAACAGAAUGGAAAGAUGUAUUUGCUAAUUGUGUUCAUGAGGCAAUUGUCUCCAUAUUUUAUACAGUUACUGGUAUGGUGGAAACUAAUUCUCUGUCUCUCCUUGAUCUUCCACUGUUGGAAAGUGUGGGAGACGUGAUGCUACGGAUUGAUCCAGAUUACUUUUUCCCAUCUGACUGCACAGUUGGUAAUUUAGCUCCUGAUGCAGUAAUGCAGUGCUGCUGUGAACUACUACAUUCUUCUGUGAUUCCACUUCAGCUCACAGCUUAUCAUAUAUUGACCAGACUGGUCCCAGGAUUGAUUAACUUGGACACACCUGCAGCAUUUGCUGCUGCUGUGGAUAUAGACUGUGAUGGACUGAGCCUAGCAAAGUUGCAGAACUCUCUACAGCAGAUGCAAACUGUUGUGGACACCAUGCUGCUGGGUAUUCGUUUGGGGAAUAGUUGCACAGUGUGUCCAUUUACUGAUGCCCAUACCUAUACAAUGGCAUAUCUUCUACUUUGGACUGUCAUCCUUGAAAUGUGUGGGUUAGCCAUCCCUGAGCUGCGCUAUCAGUAUGCAACCUUUCUUAGGAACUCAGGUUUCUUAAAGAGUCUACUUCAAAACGUGUUUCGACUGAUGCCUGUACAAGUGUUACAGGGAACAGACCCUAAAUAUAAAGUUCAUAAGGCAUCAGAAAUGUUCACUUCACCUCCAUCUCUGGCAUUUUCCCAGGCAUACAGCAGUGAGAUGUUGGAGUAUAUGUCUUGCUGG
Cryptotermes secundus is the source of this 903-nucleotide messenger RNA. RefSeq names its product E3 ubiquitin-protein ligase listerin-like. NCBI's taxonomy places the organism in Eukaryota, Metazoa, Arthropoda, Insecta, Blattodea, Kalotermitidae. The record is from RefSeq and is a predicted model, not a curated record. Gene Ontology annotation, biological process: rescue of stalled cytosolic ribosome; ribosome-associated ubiquitin-dependent protein catabolic process. Gene Ontology annotation, molecular function: ubiquitin protein ligase activity; ribosomal large subunit binding; zinc ion binding. Gene Ontology annotation, cellular component: cytosol; RQC complex.